Messenger RNA from Symphalangus syndactylus (siamang), 3937 nucleotides. RefSeq names its product adrenodoxin, mitochondrial-like. Gene Ontology annotation, cellular component: mitochondrion. The record is from RefSeq and is a predicted model, not a curated record. Gene Ontology annotation, biological process: P450-containing electron transport chain. Lineage: Eukaryota; Metazoa; Chordata; Mammalia; Primates; Hylobatidae. Gene Ontology annotation, molecular function: 2 iron, 2 sulfur cluster binding; electron transfer activity.
UGUUUAUGCCAAGUAUUCUACAAAUAGUAUAGGCUAGGUAUAUAGCAACGCAAAUGAGAAAUGUCACAAGGUUAAAACUCUCUUUAAAUAAUUCCUUUUGAGUUCCCGACCGCGGGCGAUGGCUGCCGCUGGGGGCGCCCGGCUGCUGCGCGCCGCUUCUGCGGUCCUCGGUGACCUGGCCGGCCGGUGGCUGCACCACGCCAUGUCCCGCACUGGAGCCAGCGGCCUGCUGAGGAGCCGGGGGCUGGGCGGGAGCGCGGAGGUGAGCCGGCCGCUGAGCGUGUCGGCAGGGGUGCGGAGCAGCUCAGAAGAUAAAAUAACAGUCCACUUUAUAAACCGUGAUGGUGAAACAUUAACAACCAAAGUUGAAGUUGGUGAUUCUCUGCUAGACAUUGUGGUUGAAGGGCGCAAAAAGAAUCUAGAUAUUGAUGGCUUUGGUGCAUGUGAGGGAACCCUGGCUUGUUCAACCUGUCACCUCAUCUUUGAAGAUCACAUAUAUGAGAAGUUAGAUGCAAUCACUGAUGAGGAGAAUGACAUGCUCGAUCUGGCAUAUGGACUAACAGAUCACGGGUUGGGCUGCCAAAUCUGCUUGACAAAAUCUAUGGACGAUAUGACUGUUCGAGUGCCUGAAACAGUGGCUGAUGCCAGACAAUCCAUUGAUGUGGGCAAGACCUCCUGAACUAGAACAAAUAGGAAUAUUUUCAUGGAAUUUUACCUAUUUUUAUAAUUAUUAUUUCUUAAAGUGAUUAAAUGAGAACAUGGAUGAGUGGACUUCGUAUUAUGACUAGCUUUACUAUUUUAAUUCACCUUGUAUAACUACUGAAUUUUGUCAUUCUUGAAAGUAUGUAAUUUUUAUUUUGGUUAUAUUACAGAAAUCUCAGUCAAAUAUUAAAAAAUAGUUAAUGUGAUAGAAAAACCUUAUUUUUUUCUUAUGUUUGUUUAGCGACUUUAGUAAAAUGUUUUCAUAUAAUCUCAUCUGUUUACCUAGAAGAUAGGUUAAGGAAAUAUAUUAUUAUUCCUGUUUGAUGUAGGUGCAGGCAGACAUCUAACCUGGCUUGUUUAGGGCCAUACCACUAAUUAGAAAAUCUGUACUAGAACCUGUGUCUUAUUACUAUAAGCUAUUAUGUUCAGACUGAAACUGGAGAAAUUAUGUCAAUUUAUAGCAGUAGUUAAAUCUGAAUGUGUAUGGACAAAAAUAUUUAAUUGCUCAGUAAACUGCUUAACUUCAAAGAUAGUUAUUAACCUUAUACAUAUUUCAAAAUUUUGAUUCUGAAGUCUAAGUCUGAACAUAGACAUAACGCUAUCAAAGAAGUUUGAUCUCUGUUUUGACUAAACUAGAGGAAAAACGAUUGGAUGUGUUUAUUCUUUUCUAAGCAGAAUGGUUUAACUUUGUGCUCUUUGAAAAAUAAUGCUGAUUUAUAAAUCUCUGCCUAUAACAGAAUGGAAACCCUAUGAAUGAAUUGUGUUUCUGUCCUGAGCUGGAGAAGGGAAUGAGCAGGCUGACACAUCGCACAGCCACAGGUGGCGCCAUUCUCUCAUGCAAGGAUGAGGCUGCAGGGUGAGCAGCGUGGGCUGCAGUGUGUCAGUCCCAGGAGGGAGGGAGUGGCGAGCACCACAGAUUACCACAUAUGUGUGGAAGACAUUUGUAUCCUUAUCUUUACUAUAAAUAAAUUCAUAAAAGUUAAAAAAAAUUCCUUUUAACAAAUGUCUAAUAUGAAGGAAAAAAAAUUGUUCUCCUGUACCUUCCCCCAUAACCAGUUGUGCUGUGUUAACAGAAGAAACACUAUCCCAGAGCAAUUUUAUCCAACAGCUAUCCAAAGAAAAUCUGAUGCUAAUUUUGCAAUUAGUUUUGUUACCUUUAAGCAAUCGAAUUGUUCUCUUACAUUUUUAUUAACCAGUUAUUUGAUGGAUGUCAAAUCUAGGGUGACAGUUUUAAAAACUGUUUUAGAACCAUCUAGUCUGUUAUUUUGCAAAAGACUUUAGGCUUCAAAGUCAAAAGAUAAAGGAACAGUUUAAUCAUGUUUUGCAUCUUUCCAGGACUAGUAAGAGGUAAGCAAGUUGCUUCAAGAAACUCGUCCAACAGAGUGAUAAAAGGGUGGUUAUGAACAUAAAAUUAGAAAUGGGCAAGGACUAGGGUGGGGAAUGGCCUGUGACACUUACAUCAGAUCAAGGGGAUGACUCAUAAUUCUCUAAAUGGCCUCAGUAAAGCUCCAGUUCCCACUAAAAAGUUUUCUGCUCCUACAUAGCAGGAUGCCAACUGGCUUUUUCCUUUAAUGUCAAUAACUGACGUUCCAUCAGGAAAUGAACAAAACUGAUUCUGAAAGCAAGUAGCCAGCUACCACCAACUGUCUCAACCUCUUUUCCCUUUGCAUUCAAUUCCAUACUUCUUGAAGCUACAAUACCACUUGUAGUUGCUACAAUACCACUGGUGCUUGAAAAUAAUCACUUCCACAUCUGGCUAUAAAACAAGGACUAACCAGAUGUUUUCAUUUUAAGACAUUUUUUCACUAGUUAUUUUAAUCUUCUACAUAACACAAUCAUUUUAACAUUUAGUUGCAGUAGGUUAUUAGUAAUGUCUGCAAGAUAAAGGCAAAUAGUAGAUUAACUCAAGUUCUUUUUUUUUUUUUUUUUUAAAUUGAGAUGGAGUUUCGCUAUUAUUGCCCAGGCUGGAAUGCACGAUCUCGGGUCACUGCAACCUCUGCCUCCCAGGUUCAGGUGACUCUCCUGAGUAGCUUUACAGGAUUACAGGCACGGACCACCAGGCCCAGCUAAUUUUUAUAUUUUAAUAGAGACAAGGUUUCACCAUCUUGGCCAGGCUGGUCUCAAACUCCUGACCUCAGGUGAUCCACCCGCCUCAGCCUCCCAAAAUGCUGGGAUUACAGGCAUGAGCCACCGUGCCCAGCAAGUAAAUUAAUUCAAAUUCUGAAGACAAGUGAAAAAAUCUGCUACUUCUGAAAACUCCGAUAGACUGGAUUAAGAAAAUGUGGCACAUAUACACCAUGGAGUACUAUGCAGCCAUAAAAAAUGAUGAGUUCAUGUCCUUCGUAGGGACAUGGAUGAAACUCGAAAACAUCAUUCUCAGUAAACUAUCGCAAGGACAAAAAACCAAACACCACAUGUUCUCACUCAUAGGUGGGAAUUGAACAAUGAGAAUUCAUGGACACAGGAAGGGGAACAUCACACUCCGGGGACUGUUGUUGGGUAGGGGGAGGGGGGAGGCACAGCAUUAGGAGAUAUACCUAAUGCUAAAUGAGGAGUUAAUGGGUGCAGCAAAACAACAAGGCACAUGGAUACAUAUGUAACAAACCUGCACAUUGUGCACACGUACCCUAAAACCUAAAGUAUAAUAAUAAAAAAAUUUAAAAAAAGAUAAAAAAAAAACUCAUAUAUAUCUUUUUUUAGAUACUGUCACCAAUGACCACUUUUUUUCUUGUUAAGAGUAACAUAUGCUUAUUGUAAAAAUCCAAGUAAUACUGAAGUGUAAAAACAAGUCUUCCCCUCUCCUUUCUACAAUCUGAUAAUGUUCAUAUGGGUAUUUCCAGACCUUUGGCUACCAAAAACCUAUAUCUUACCUAUGCAUUUAUUUCAAAUCAUACCAGUUUAGAAACAGAAACCUGAAACACACACACACACACACACACACACACACACACACACACACACACUUAAGCCCUACCUUUGGCUACCAAAAACCUAUUAUCUUACCUAUGCAUUUAUUUCAAAUCAUACCAGUUUAGAAACGGAAACCUGAAACACACACACACACACACACACACACACACACACACACCCCUUAAGCCCUAGGGUGGCUGGCAAUGAGAUCACACUUGAAAAAUUCAAGGGCUUCAACUCAAGAAGUUCCAAAAUGUUCACAUUAAACUGACAACACCAAAAGCGGGUCCUAAGCUAGCAGCCAGGGGAAAAAUUAUUGAGAGAA